GUGGCCAGACGGCGGUAGGGCCCGGCCGCGCUGAGGCCGCGGCGGGCAGCGGGGUGCGGUAGUGGAGGCCUGCGCCGGGCAGGAGGAGAAGCCGACAUGUGGCCGCCGCCGCUGCCCUGGCUGCUGGCGGGGCUGGUGCUAGCUGCCCGUUGCGGGGAGGCUGCGGCGGCGGCCCUUCACCUCCGGAGUGCCACCAUCGCCUCACCGCUCCCCACCGAGGUGGCCGGCGGGGCCGCCACACGAAGCAGCAGCAGCAGUCGCCUGGCCGAGGUGUCGGCGCCUCCCGAGCAGGGCCGGCCCAUGACCCAGCGCGCCCUGUCCGUGCUAGUGCUGGCCAGCGCUGCCCUCAUCGUCUACUUCGUAAUCCGGACCGUGCGGCUCAGAAGGCGAAGCAGAAAAACCCGAAGGUACGGCGUUUUGGAUACAAACAUAGAAAACAUGGAACUGACCCCGUUAGAGCAAGAUGAUGAUGAUGGUGAUACAACACUAUUUGAUGCCAAUCAUCCUCGAAGUUGGAGAAGGGAUGUCAAGAUCACUUGAAUUUUAAAUGGGCAAGAAUUUAGUGGGCAAGAAGAUAAACACCAUUUGUCUUCAGCAUGUGAGUUCCAGAGAAAUGGAGAGGAAGGUAGGAUAUUUUUGUUAAAAAUUUGGUGUCAUGACUGAAGCUUGUGUUGAAGUCAACAACUAGCGUUUACCUUUCUCUACAUUUUUUUUUUAUUUGCAUACCUUAAAAUAGAAGCAAUGAAAACCCUAGAGGGAAAGUUAACUAAAAUGAUAUCAGAGGUUUUCAGAGGGUGGAUUUCUGAUUUUUUUUUUCUGUGCAUUUCUAAACACUUUAACUGAAGAAAAAAAAAUUCAAAUAUCUUAUUGUAGAACAUUCUAAUAUGCAUAGGACUUUUAAACUGUUAUAAAUCCACUUUGCAAUUGGAGUCUUAGUAGUGGAGUUUCCAAAGUACUCCAUAACUUUCUUACCUGUUUUACAUAUUUCAGUUAUUUCAUUAUUGGAUGUUUAAUUCUUGUCCCUGAGAGAAUGUAGAAGGGUGAAACAAAAGUGAAACAGUAAGAAAAGGAAGUAUACAUAAGAUGAGGUAGUUGUUUGUUUUUUUUUUGGCAUACAGACAUGCUAGAGUGAUGAUGCAGUGUAUAUAUGCCUGUUGAUUGCCUGGCUUAAGAGAUGAGCCUGAGAACUUCUAAAGUCUAAAUAGGGCUGUACCAAGGACCCUAUAUAUUGUGGUUAUUCAAUCAGGUAAAACAUAUUCUAUUCAUUCCCUUUCAAAGUUUAUCUUGGAAAUUCAUUGAAAUGGUUGUUUAGUGGAUUGCCCUGUCUCUGCUCCCAGUAUGUAUUUUUUCAAAUUAUGUCCAAAGAUAAUCUUUUUUGCUACUGCACUUUCUGUGGUAAUGUGGUAGAAAUUACUAUGAUUAAGAAAUUAACUUGCAUUAAAGCAAACUCUUCAUAACCAUAGACAGCAGCGCUUCCCCUUAACUAUGAUGACUACCAAAAAAAAAAAUCACAUUGUUAGUGCUGUAUUUGGAAAAAAAAAACAAACAACAAAACAAAACAAAAAACCCCACAGAAAACCCCUCUACCCUGUCCUAAAUUCCAAAUACUCAUUUCCUCUUCAAAUUGAAGUGCUAUGGUAAAUCAUUGUUUAGUUCAGCUACACCAGGUAGUUUGAAGGUAGAUUAUUGAUCCAGUCUGUUUCAGAAAUAGUCUUUUGAAUGAUAUAUAAUACAAACACUUUGAAUAAAGUAUCAGUGUUUUAUUUAGCUGACGACAGGUAUUAUAAGAUCCAUCAAGUAUUUAUUUAAUACAAUUCUUCACUCACUGUGGUAUCUUGUUGAUGAAAGAACUGCUAGAUGAGUAGUGUUUGAUUUUAAGAAUAUUCGAUUUGGAUGAAAAAGCAAUGCCUGAUGUUUUGAUCCAAGUCCACAUAGCCCAGAAAAACUGGAAGGUGAUGUGACAUGUAGUGCUCAAAGAUGACGUAGUCUGGAGUAAAUACAUAGAGUGAUGUAACUUGUGGUAUAGUCAGACCUUUAUUUAUAGGACUCCAAGAUCACCUAAAAUUUUAUGUUUCUCACAGAAGAGAUGAUAAUGUCAACCUCUCAGUCAAACUGCAAGAAAAGUAAUUGUAUUGGUGUAACUGAGUGAUCUACCCAAACUUAAUUUCAACAUGUUUCUAUUAAUUUGCUGAAGAGAACUGACUAAGCAGAUUAGAAGUAAUACCUUUAGAAGAGGAUAACUAUUGAUAAUAAAGGAAGAAGAUGUUAUUGUUAUUUCAAGAUAGCUCAGAAAGUAUAGUAAGUUGUUAAAUUAUCAAAGCCAUCAUAUUAUGUUAGAAGCUUCAGAAAACGAAGCCUUCAGUUACGUUUAGUCAAUAGCAUGGAUAUACUUUGUUUAUAUGUGUUGAGAGCUUGCUGUGUCCUUUAUGGGGAGAAGCUCUCAGAUUUUUUUAAGUUACUUUUUAUCUUGAAACACUGUGUGUAGGAGGAAGACAGUGCUAAACAAUGUGAAUGCACUCCACAAAUCUUUACAGAGCAGCUUUAUAAAAUACUGUCCAAACUUUGCAAAACUCAAAACAACAUCAUUGCUGGGAGGGAAGUUCGGAACUUAAUGUAGAGUAUUUCUUUUUGUUUUUUUUUUUUUCCUUUUUAAAUCCUUAAUUGGGAAUGUAUUUCUUUCAGUUAAGUUUUUUCUCCUUGUUUCCACUAAGUCUUUUUCAUCUGGACUGAAGCUUAGUAAUCAGUCUUCAUGUCACUCCUUAACCAAGAAUGACCAAAGGGAGUACGAAAUGCAUAAGUAAUCCAAGAGUCACUGAGGACACUUGAUGAUGAUGAUACUCGUAUACUCUCAGGAGAUAUCAUUACCUUUGUCAUGAUAUUUGCAGUAAUUUAGAGGUAUGGUUGGUUGAUUUUCUUAAGGUAGCAUAAAAUGCAGUCAUACUUGGAACUACCAAUUAGGAAACAAGGAAGAGUGGCCUUUAAUGGUUUUUCAUUUUAGUCCUUUGUUAAAUAAAUCAAAAUUGCAAUUUUGCUUAACUACAGUCAACAGCAGCUUAUUCAGUUUAAGUUUCUUACCCUCAUAAUUCAUAAUGGAAGGAAAUAAAAAACUAAACAUAUUUAUAGGAAUCUGUAUGUUCUGGUAGGUUCACAUACAUUUGUUAUGGACAAAAAACUACAUUAAGUAUUGUUCUGUAGAAAAAAGAUGUGUUUUUUCCUUAUUUCUUUGUGACCUGUUAAUAAACUGCAAUAGUAUCCACUCUGCUUUCAUUUUUCUUGACUAAAAUAAUCAAGUCGUUUUUAAAGUAAUACUCUACAGUACAGUAUGUACAUGUUAGAAGUCCCUACAGGCUUGUUUUUAGCUGGUAAGUCAGUUUGACCCUUUCAAAGGCUAGGCAGAGAAACUGGUUUCUUUCCUGGAAUCAGCAUAGCGGUAUUACUAUCCUGGUGUCCUGAUGUAAUGAUUACUUCCACUGUUGCUGGUUUUUUUUCAGAGCUAUAUGAAAAAAAUUCCUGUGCCCUUGGUUGUAGCAUAGGUGCCAUUUAAGUGUACUCUCACUGUUGUCAUCAUCCAUGUUACUAGCCUAUAUGCCUCUUCAAUUUGAGGCAGCUUACCUGAAUGGGAUGUUUUAGCCAUUUUGUUCAGUAGCAUACUAUUAAAUAUCAAAGUUUUAAAUUCUAACCUUUGGUUUCUCACCAUGUAGCUUUACUUACGUGUCAGCUGAAGUACAGUAUUAUUUUUUAAUGGCAUAUCACAAUAAUAUACAUUGCAAUUCUCAUUAAAUCAUGUUACAUGCAAACUACUUGCUGCACUGCAAGGCACAAGGAAAAGCACUUACUCGGGUUUUGAUAGCCUACCAGUUACGGGGUUGCUGUCAACAGUUACUAAAGUUUGAACGGGAACGGGAGAGCCUUGGAAGCUUAAAAAUAUAUCCAGUAAGGUAAAAACACGGGUUUUUUGCAAGUGAGCUGUCUGGGAAGUUUAAAUCAAUGGAGUUUUAUGGCACUUCAGUUCAAAGUCAUAUGGUAACUCUUGAGUUUUUACAUUCAAGUUUAAUAAUGCAGUGUUAUAUCUCAAUGGGGUUUUUGUAAUGUUUGAUCUUCAAAAAUGUAGGCUAAAGUUCCUCUUGAAACAGGGUAUUUCAGAUUAAUGCAUCUGUUCCUUCUG
This is a messenger RNA of Melopsittacus undulatus (budgerigar), 4165 nucleotides long. RefSeq names its product family with sequence similarity 174 member A (gene FAM174A). The coding region runs from base 97 to 540 and encodes 147 amino acids. The transcript is spliced from 3 exons. The record is from RefSeq and is a predicted model, not a curated record. NCBI's taxonomy places the organism in Eukaryota, Metazoa, Chordata, Aves, Psittaciformes, Psittaculidae.